CUAUAUGAUGUUACAAUCUGUGGAAUUUUGGUGGUAAAUUUUCUGAUAGCUUUAAUUUUCUUUUUCCCUCUGAAGAGUACAGAACAAAUUUUUAAAUUGAAAAAUUAUUCUUUUAGUGAAAUGUUUAUGAAGAAUUGGAAUUUUCAGAUGGAAGGUAAGCCUCCAAAAUUAUGGCUGGCAUGGAUUUACAGGAAUUACUUGAAAGAUCCAGCUUAUAUCAGAAAAAAAGUCGAAAAAUUGUUUGGAAAAAAUGCUGAACCUGGUAAAAUGUUUAUAUUCAAGAACACGGCAUCACAAAAUGCGGAGCUGUGGCCCUUAAAACAUAUUAUUGAAAUACGCCCAUUAACAUUUCCGAAUGGUGAACCAACAAUUGACGAUGUGAAUGCCCUGGAAGUAAGCGUAAAUUUCAAUUUAUAUAAAAGAAAAAUCGCGUUAGGUGUGCCUAAUAUUUUUUAA
This is a messenger RNA of Gongylonema pulchrum, 456 nucleotides long. Lineage: Eukaryota; Metazoa; Nematoda; Chromadorea; Rhabditida; Gongylonematidae. The record is from the annotation of a GenBank genome assembly.